AUGGCCCUGGCCAGCCCCCCGCCGGAGCUGCGCCUGCUGCUGACUCGCAUCUCGGAGGCGGAGAUGGAACUCUACUACCGCCUCUUGCGCGCCGCCGCCCUGGCCGAGGCUUGGGCCGCCGGAACGGCUCUCCCAACUCGGGCAAAAGACAUUGCUGAUGACUUGAAGAAAGAGUUAGCUUUCCUUUCUGGUGGGCGAGGGAAGGACAAUGGCUGGAUCAUAACAUUUCCUGAGAACUCCAACUUCAACCAAGUGCCCGAGGAGGUCUUAACAAAAGUUUUAACCUACUUAACUUGGAUCCCAAGUCGACAUGAAUCUGGCACCAAAUUUAUCCUAAUCCUGGACAGAAGGUUGGAUACGUGGACGUCAGUCAAAAUGACCCUCCAACGAAUCUCGGCCUCUUUCCCUGGAAAUUUACACCUUGUGAUGGUUCUACGACCCACUGGAUUUUUCCAGCGCACUUUUACUGACAUUGGAUUCCGGUUUAGUCAAGAGGACUUCCUGCUCAAAUUGCCGGUUGUAAUGCUGAGCUCAGUCAGUGACUUAUUGACAUACAUCGAUGAGAAACAGCUGACUCCUGAGUUUGGGGGCACCCUGGAGUACUGCCAUAGUGAAUGGGUCAUCUUCAGAACUGCCAUAGAAAGUUUUGCACUAACCGUGAAGGAAAUUGCUCAGAUGUUACAGGCCUUUGGCAUGGAGCUGGCAGAAGCAGAGUUGCCGGAUGACAACUAUUCAAUUGAACGCAUCCUGGCGCUUCGCACAGAGAAGUACUACCAGUUGAAGGAAGAUAUUACAGCAGUUACCAAAGAGGGAAAGAUGCUCUUAUGCAGUCUGGAAGAGCCUGAGAUGGAUGAACUUAGAGAGGGAAAAGAGCAGGAGAAGUCUGGAGACUGGGAGACAGUCAAUCGUUUGCUUGCACAGUUACAUGAGAUGGAAACCGCUUUUGACGGAUUCUGGGAGAAGCAUCAGCUCAAAAUGGAGCAAUACUUACAGCUUUGGAAAUUUGAGCAACAUUUUGAAGAGCUCAGUAAAGCCAUUGGAUUUUUAACGGAUCAGCAAGCAGAGCUGCCUGAUUCUGGAGAUAACAUCUCUCAAGUCAAACAGAGGCUUUCUGACCUGGAUAAUUUGGACAAAACAGCACAGGAUUUGACAGGAAAGGCACAAGUGGUAAUACUUCAUGGGCACCAGCUAGCAGCAAACCAUCACUAUGCCCUCAACUUGAUCUGCCAGCAGUGCAAUGAAUUGCGACACCAUUCGGACAUCUUGCUGGAGGAGAUCAAAAGGAAACGCAGCAGGCUUCAGCAAACCUUGGACCUCCUCACCUCCCUGCAGCGGGCUUUGGAGUGUUGCGAUGAAGGUGCGUACCUUCUAGCCAACCAGCCAAUGGACAAAUGCCAGUCUCGGGAAGGUGCCCAGAAAGCUCUCCAAGACAUAGAAAAAUUCCUCGAGAGCUCUUCAUCACACAUAAACACUGAUCCACAGGCCCUGUUCUCUGACUUUGAGCUCAUUUUAACACCUGAACUAAAGGCACGGAUACAGACGGUCCAGAUCAAGCUUGAGAAUGUGCGCAGCAUGUUUGAAAACAGGCAAGCUUGCUUCAGAAAGCUGGCAGACAAGCAGGCUCGCCCUGUGCAGCUGGUAGCCCCUCGGCCGGAAAACCCGUCUCGAUCAAAAUCUCCGUUGUUCUCUCCCAAACAUGAACAGUUUGAAGACGGGGUACCUUCUCUUCAUAUCUGUUUGCAUUCCUCCGCAUCAGUUUUUCUCCCUACAUCUUUUGCCCAUUACUUCGUUAAAGGUGUGGAUUUUAAUUCUAGUUUGAAAUUUUCAUUCGAUAUCUCCCUUCCUGGGAAGAAAACAUCAAGGAAGUCACAAAACUCCCGCAAGAUUGAAGUUAUGCACGAUUAUCAAGAAAAAAGGAAUUCCUUGCAAUACUUUAUUUCAGAAAGUGAAGACAGUUUAGACAUGCUGAAAAGCCAUGUGAUAAAUGAGCUUAUAGAAACUGAACGGGUAUAUGUGGAGGAAUUGUUCACCGUCUUGAUGGGCUAUCGGGCAGAAAUGGAUAACCCAACUACGGCUUUUCUCUUGCCCCCUGUCUUGAGAAACAGAAAAGAUGUUCUGUUUGGAAAUAUGCCUGAAAUCUACGACUUCCAUAACAGAAUUUUCCUGCACAAUUUGGAGAGUUGUCUUGAAGCACCAGAAAGAGUAGGAUACUGUUUUUUGGAAAGGAGGGAAGAUUUUCAAAUGUAUGAGAAAUACUGUCAGAAUAAGCCACGGUCAGAAUCUCUGUGGAGGCAGUGUGCUGAAAGCCUGUUUUUCCAGGAAUGCCAAAGAAAACUGGAACACAAACUCAGUUUAGAUUCCUACUUGCUGAAACCAGUGCAGCGGUUGACGAAGUACCAGUUGCUUCUUAAGGAACUGCUAAAAUACAGUACGAGUUGUGAAGGUGUUCAAGAGCUCCAAGAGGCUUUGGUUGCAAUGCUGGAUCUACUGAAAUCUGUCAAUGACUCCAUGCAUCAGAUUUCAAUAACUGGCUAUGAUGGAGACCUCGGUGAACUUGGAAAAGUGCUGAUGCAAGGAUCUUUCAGUGUGUGGAUAGGGCACCGGAAGGGUCCAACGAAAAUGAAGGACUUGGCCAGGUUCAAACCCAUGCAAAGGCACCUGUUUCUAUAUGAGAAAGCUCUUGUGUUCUGCAAGAAAAGAGAAGACCACAGUGAUGGAUACGAGAAGACUUCCUCGUAUAGUUUUAAGCACUUUCUGAAAAUGAAUGCUGUUGGAAUCACUGAAAAUGUGAAAGGAGACCAUCGGAAGUUUGAGAUUUGGUACAGUGGACGGGAAGAAGUGUACGUUGUGCAGGCUCAGACAUUUGACCUGAAGAUGGCAUGGCUCAAUGAAAUCCGAAAAAUUCUGUUCAAGCAGCAAGAACUUAUCAAAGUGGAGAAGCUGCAACAACCAUCUUGUAUAGAUCCGAUUCAGCUCUCUCCCCCAUUGAAUGAUGGGAAACAGCCCAGAGUUUCCAUAAGCUCAGAGGAAAAUGAUUCUGAACGCACCAGCCCUGUGGCCUUGGAGAGUGUUGUAUCCUCACCUCAGAACAAGCCAAAUAGACCUUGGCCAGGAAUGUCUCAUUCUUUGGAGAUCUGUGAAGGUCUUGAUGACUGGUCUAGCCAAAACUACUUCUCAACAUGUUCUGAUACCGAGGAAGAAGAUGGAAAUCAGCUGUCACCAGGAAAAUAUAAGGCCUUAGCAGACUGUAAGAAGAGAGACUCUGAGGAUUUGCUGGUGAAAAAUGGGGACGUGAUACAGCUUUUGCAUGAAGAUGGAGAGGGGCAGUGGUUGAUAAAAAACCUCAAUCAAAGGAAAGAAGGCUGGGUUCCUGUCAACAGCUUGCAAAUAAUCCUUGGGGACUGUAGGUUUCGGAAUGCCAGAGUUGCAGAUGCUGCCCCUUAUAAGACGAGAAAGUUAAGCUCCCCCUGAAGGGAGAACAGUCAUGUCAUUUUGAAUGCCGCAGUGGAGGUUUGAACUGGUUGUUUGCAAGAAAGAGAGAGAGGGAGCAUUCAGUGGUUGAAGUUACCCUGUUCUGUCACCCAUCAACUUUUGCUGCAUAUCACAGCUUCACCAACAUUGAACGUGACCAUCAGCGGAAGCCAUUCUUUUGACCUUUUCAUUUCGCCCACCACCACUAAAAAAACCCUGAGCCACUUUGUUUUGACAUGCUGAUGGAACUUCUUUCCUCCUCUCCAUGACAUCCACUAGAUUUCAUCUGAGAACUAAUUUAAUUUUUUCUUUAUCUUUUUUUGUUGUUCAGAUACUGAGUAACUUGUGUUCAUAGGCAUGAAAAGCGCUACCUUAUUUUGUAACCUCACAUAGAUCAGGUUGGCUGCACUUGACUAGGGUCACAAAUUGAAUAGUAGUUGUGAAUGAUAAGCUACAUUUUCAAGUUAGGUCAAUUCUUUUUCUAGAAUUAGUGCAAGAAUAUUCUAAUUGCAUAUAGACCAUUUAGGGGUGCUGGCGGGUGCACAACGAUGCAAUAACAUUGAGAAGGAGCGGGUUCUCCUUUUGCACUAGAGGUCUGCUCCAGAGCACAUGACAUCUAUGGACUGUGGCUCAAGACCUUAUUGAUUUGACAAUUCAGGGUUGUUAAAAGUCACUCUGGGUUCACCGGUAUUCCCAAGCUAUCUAAAAAAGUGUCCAUGUUUACAUUGAAUGCUUUCUGAUUUUUUGGAAGACGUGUGCCAUAACCUGAGUUUGAUGUCCACUUUUGCACUAAAAGUAAUGUAGUAGUUGCAAGACUGUACUUUUCAGCAUCGUUAUUGAGAAGAACUUGACAUUGGGAUGGUUUCCUUUUAAUGAAGUUUACGUCAUGUUUUUGUGCUUUGCCCAUGUAUUUCCUUUUCUGUUUGUAUGCUGUGUAUGUACAGAUGGUUGGAUGUGUACAAAUCUCAAAUGCAAUGGCAUCAAUAAAUGGGGCAGGUGUUGUGGUGAGCCCACUCAUAACAAUAUAAGAUGGGAAAUGAGUGCAUGAACGCAAAAAGUAACCAAGAAUGGUCUCAUUUGGCCAAUUUAUUAUACUUGUGGGCCACAGGAAAAAGGGGCAUUAAAAAAAAUCUGACUUUUGGUUUGUGAUUUCAAGAGGUAUCACAAAGCUGCUUUAUGACAUGAGUAUAUUUUGGGGUGGUUAUCUCAUAGCAGGCUUUUGUUGAGCAGAGGGUGAGCUGUCAUCUGAUCAUAUUUGACAGUCAAGCAUUACGUUAGGUCCUGGAUGUAUUAGUUCAACACUGUUUGCUACACCUCGUAUAUCGCCCAAUAUGAACACAAGCCUAUUAUGAUCCAUUUUACUCUAAACGAAGAGAUACUUCAUUUGAAAUAUCAUCAAGUCGCAAGGAUUCCUAUUGGAUUUUUCAGUGAUAUUCAUGUUUAGAACUAUAUUCCCUUUAAAAGAAGCUGUCUUGUUAGACACAUAAAGAAGGGGUAGAAAUAUCACAACACAAGGGCCAGUCAGUCCUGCUGUGAAGGCUGCACUUUUUAACUGCACACCUAAAUAUUUUAUCUUGACAAUCACAUUGUGCUCAUCCUGACACAUCUUGGUCUUUUAAUCUUCCUAGUUCUGAAUUGUAAAAGUUUUAUUUAAGGAAUCACCUAAGUCUGCAAAUCUGAAUGUACAGUCUUAGACUUUUAAAACUUUGCACAAAGCCUUUGUGACAUCUUAAAGUAGACAGAUUUACCACUUGAGCUGCAAAUGUUAUGUGGUACUUAAAGCUACACAGGAGGGGGACGAGAGUUCCCUUGCCUAAAAAUUUAAAUUAUGUAUACUGUAAAUGUAUUGUAAAAAUGUGUUAAAUCUAUAUUUAA
Eublepharis macularius is the source of this 5346-nucleotide messenger RNA. RefSeq names its product MCF.2 cell line derived transforming sequence (gene MCF2). The transcript is spliced from 31 exons. Gene Ontology annotation, biological process: intracellular signal transduction; dendrite development. Bases 1 to 3471 code for a protein of 1156 amino acids. Gene Ontology annotation, cellular component: cytoplasm. Gene Ontology annotation, molecular function: protein binding; guanyl-nucleotide exchange factor activity. The record is from RefSeq and is a predicted model, not a curated record. Lineage: Eukaryota; Metazoa; Chordata; Lepidosauria; Squamata; Eublepharidae.